Messenger RNA from Cryptococcus wingfieldii CBS 7118, 282 nucleotides. RefSeq lists its product as hypothetical. Bases 1 to 282 code for a protein of 93 amino acids. The transcript is spliced from 2 exons. Lineage: Eukaryota; Fungi; Basidiomycota; Tremellomycetes; Tremellales; Cryptococcaceae. The record is from RefSeq and is a predicted model, not a curated record.
AUGUCCCUCAUGGAGAAAUCCCGCAUCCCAAACCCCCAAUUCGUCCAAUUCAUGAUCUCCAACGGUCUCUCCUGCUCCGGCCCCGACGUCUCCCGCAUCCCCAACUAUGCCCAGAAAGAACUGUUGCGAAAGAUGUUUGAGUCGGUUUGUGCGGUGUGGAGGGUGAGGAGACAGUGGGGGAGGUAUCCCCCUGGGGGGAUUAUGGUGUAUCAGGCGGAUGGACUUUGUGAUGCUUGUGAAGCGCGGUAUUUCGCAACUCUGAUGAGAGCUCGCCACUACUAG